GUGCGCAGGAUAAGAGUCAGCAAUCCAUGGACUCUGCCCCCUCUAUAAAACAGAGUCACCCAUUUUCACCAUUUUCUGAAGGUCAGCGUCACUCAUUCCCAUAAACACCCCUCCUUCAAAAAUCAUAAAAUAUAAAGAAAUAAACCCACUUCUGUUUUCUUCACUUGCUUCCGUCUCUGAUCUCUCCCUGAAGUCCUCAAACUGAAUACCGCAUUUACUCUCUGUUUUUUUUUUCUCUCUGAAAAAAAGGAUAAUUAGAAGUAGAGUAGCAAUUAAGAAUGAGGGACUGCCCUCUGGUUAUCGCCCAACGUGGUGUCUGUCUAAUCAACUCUGAUAAUCAGGUUUUUGUAGCUUCCAGAUUGAAUGUUCCAGGAGCGUGGCAGAUGCCUCAGGGGGGUAUUGAAGAUGGUGAGGAGCCAAAAUCUGCAGCUAUUAGGGAAUUGCGAGAAGAAACUGGAGUAGUGUCUGCUGAAUUUGUUGCUGAGGUUCCUAAUUGGUUAACAUAUGAUUUUCCUCCUGCUGUAAAGGCCAAAGUGAAUCGACUCUGGGGAGGUGAAUGGCAUGGGCAAGCACAGAAGUGGUUUCUUAUGAGAUUAACAAAAGAUGAGAGCGAGAUCAACUUAGCAAAUGGAGAGGCAGACCCAGAAUUUGCUGAGUGGAAAUGGGCAACCCCUGAAGAAGUUGUGGAGCAGGCAGUGGACUAUAAAAGGCCGACCUAUGAAGAAGUUAUGAAGACCUUCAGGCCUUACUUUAGUGACAAUAGCAAAGCCGCUAAAUGUAAAUCGACAAAAUGGUGAAAUGCUAUGGUGUGUUUUUGUAGGUUUCUCUCUAUGGGGUUUUUUCCCUUUUUGUUGCUAGUGAUUAUAUUUGGACUCUCUUCAUCCAUCUUUGCUCUCUGUAAAUGGAUAUGGCGGUUAGAACUUCAAAUUUAGAUGGUUGUUUCUUUGUAAUAAAAGUAAAAAAGAAAGAGUCAUGCUCUUGGUUUUUGAUUGGA
This is a messenger RNA of Theobroma umbraticum, 994 nucleotides long. RefSeq names its product nudix hydrolase homolog 25 (gene NUDX25). NCBI's taxonomy places the organism in Eukaryota, Viridiplantae, Streptophyta, Magnoliopsida, Malvales, Malvaceae. Gene Ontology annotation, biological process: ribose phosphate metabolic process; nucleoside phosphate metabolic process. The record is from RefSeq and is a predicted model, not a curated record. Gene Ontology annotation, molecular function: bis(5'-adenosyl)-pentaphosphatase activity; guanosine-3',5'-bis(diphosphate) 3'-diphosphatase activity. Gene Ontology annotation, cellular component: chloroplast.